GAUCACUGAAUCUUCUUCUUCCUUCUCUCAAGAACAGAUUUUUUUCAACGAGGUUGAUCGAUAAAUUCUCAAACUUUAUUCUUCUUCAAGAUCUAUGGCGGAAGAACAUCGAUGUCAGACACCAGAAAGCAACCGUCUCUGUGUUAACAACUGUGGUUUCCUCGGCAGCUCCGCCACCAUGAAUCUCUGUUCUAAUUGCUACGGUGAUCUCUGUCUCAAACAACAACAACAAUCCUCCAUCAAAUCCACCGUCGAAUCUUCUCUCUCUGUAUCUCCUCCGUCGUCAUCAUCGGAGAUCGCUUCCAUCUCUUCUCCGAUCAUCCCUCCUCUCGUUAAAACUCCCUCCGUCAAGCUAGAUGUACCGGAGAAAAAGCCGGUGAAUUCGCCGCCGGAGCAGAACCAGCAACAGAGGCCGAAUCGGUGCACGACGUGUAGGAAACGGGUCGGGUUAACCGGAUUCAAGUGCCGGUGUGGUACGAUGUUUUGUGGGGUCCAUAGGUACCCGGAGAUCCAUGGAUGCAGCUACGAUUUCAAAUCGGCCGGUCGUGAAGAGAUCGCGAAAGCGAAUCCGUUGGUGAAAGCAGCGAAGCUUCAGAAGAUUUGAUCAGAGCCGUUCGAUGCGUUGAC
Arabidopsis arenosa is the source of this 627-nucleotide messenger RNA. The record is from the annotation of a GenBank genome assembly. NCBI's taxonomy places the organism in Eukaryota, Viridiplantae, Streptophyta, Magnoliopsida, Brassicales, Brassicaceae.